GUCUUAAACACGGAGCUAGGAUGCAUCGCACUCAAACUCAAUUGAGAUAAAAUGAGAUUAGGAUACGUUUUUUAACGCCUAAAAAAUACAGCAUAUUUCAGUCCUACACUAAAUAAAGUUGCUAUUACAAAAAGUGUUAUAUUUCAACCCCUUAUCAUCGUAUCCAAUAAUACUACCAGGUCACGAAAUUCGAUUCGGCACCGAACCGGCUUAAAAACAAUAUUAUUAAUCGGAACAAAGGAAUAUUGUUAAAAUCAUUUGGAUUUUAAGAAAUGGCAGACCCACUCAGCUUACUUCGACAAUACCACGUCAAUCAAAAGGAAAUUGUUGAGAAGGAUUUAAAAAUCCUUUUCGGCGAGUUUGCAUGGCCCAAGAAUGUCAAGACAAAUUACAUGAUUUGGGGUUCGGGAAAAGAUGGACAAGCAAAGGAAUAUUAUACAUUGGAGUGCCUGCUGUUCUUAUUAAAAAACAUUAAUUUGAGCCAUCCUGUUUACGUUCGUCACGCUGCUGCUGAAAAUAUUCCGGUGGUAACUCGGCCGGACAGAAAAGAUGUUUUGGCUUAUCUUAAAGGCGAGACGGCUGCAUCGGCGAGCAUCGAUAAGUCUGCACCUUUGGAAAUUCCGACACAAAUCAAAAGAACAGCAGAAGAUUCUCACGAAUCUGCUGCUAAAAAGCCAAGAUAUGAGGAAAUGCAGUUUCAAAAAGUGAAGGAGACGUUGGCUGCUCGUCUUGACGCCCCCCGUGAAACUAUUGUCACCAUUAAUAAUAUCAAGUCUCUCUCGGAGGCCAUGUCAGUUGAAAAAAUUGCUGAAAUAAAAGCCAAGCGUCUUUCAAAGAAACGAACCACAAUUAAGGGACAUGAUGAUAUCGAAAUGGGUUCCGAAGUUCGAGCUAUGUUGGAUUACGAUUUGGAUGUUACAAAAGACAUCGUCUCUAGAGAACGACAAUGGAGAACACGUACAACAAUUCUUCAGAGUAAUGGCAAGCAGUUUGCGAAAAGUAUUUUUGCAAUUUUACAAUCCGUUAAAGCAAGAGAAGAAGGGAAAUCGAGGCCGAUGACUAUGUCCGUUCAGGCAAUAACUCCCAGACCUACGAUACCUGUAAAAUCUGCGCCGCCGGUUGAACGAUACAACAGAUAUAAUCAACCGGGAUAUAAUAGAUACGAUCAAGAAAGGCUACAUAAAGAUGAAACCGAAGGGUUCAAAAUUGAUCUCCUUGGAUCUUACAGUGGGCUGUCCCUAAAAAGUGUUACAGACGGCACUCUAAAUAAAAAUAAAUCUACUCCUCCGACACCCAGCACUCCUGUCAUUUCGUCAUCAAUCAACCAAACCCCUGGAAAAAGUCCAAUAAUAACCCCACAAAAUAAAAGAGUUUCACGAACACCCAUAAUUAUUAUUCCUGCUGCAAAUACAUCUUUAAUAACAAUGUUCAACGCCAAGGAGGUAUUGCAAGAUUUAAGAUACAUUGGGAAUGAAGAAAAGAAGGCUCAAGGAGGUAAAAGGGAUAACGAAAUACUAAUCCAUCGAAUGAGAAAUGGAGAGUCAGUACCGUACAGGGUGAUUGACAAUCCCCAAAAAUUAAGUCCUGUAGACUGGGAACGUGUUGUCGCUGUAUUUGUGAUGGGUCCAGCUUGGCAGUUUAAGGGUUGGCCGUGGGAUGGGAAUCCGGUUGAAAUUUUUUCUAAAAUCUGCGCGUUUCAUUUGAAAUAUUCCGAUAUGAAACUUGACGCUAACGUCGCUAAGUGGGCAGUUAACGUCAUCCAACUAUCUAAAAUUAAAAGACAUUUGGAUCGCGCUGCUUUAAUGACCUUCUGGGAGAAACUUGAUUUAUACAUCGCAAAAAGCAAACCGUUUCUUCGAUAUUAAUUUUUUAACAAUUCCCUCAAUCAAUAUAGGUAUACAAUACAUAUAUUGGUAUUAUUGUAUCUCGAAAACUAUUCUCGUAGAUUUUAGAGUUUUAUUUUAGACUUAUUUUUAUUUUCUUCUUUUUUAUCUACAUACAUUUAGACAGGAAUCACGGAUUAAACCGUUACGAGAAUAAAUUUAUCAUGAUCGUCCACCGAAAUAAAAUAUGUAGGAAUAGAGUUUAAAGUGAAAAUUUUAGUUUAUAUUCAAUAAUGAAACCUUAUAUUUUGACACCUAACAUUUUGAAACCAAAAAUUAAAAAUAUUAUUGGUCCAGUUUUCAUAUUGAACAUAUAUAUAUAUAUAAGUAAUUCUGUUAGUUCUAGGUCUGUUUCAUAGACGUUAAUUUACUCUUGGGAUAGCAGCGUUAGUGCAUUAGUCCUGGAAGAGAAAAUGAACUAUAAUUAAUGCAUCCUGGUUUGUUGUGAGAAUAAAAUGAUGGAGUGAUAUCAUAUCAGAACUUUA
Molecule: messenger RNA, 2368 nt
Organism: Folsomia candida
Lineage: Eukaryota; Metazoa; Arthropoda; Collembola; Entomobryomorpha; Isotomidae
Gene: hyx
Product: parafibromin
Exons: 14
Coding region: 273-1865 (530 amino acids)
Biological process (GO): positive regulation of transcription elongation by RNA polymerase II; transcription elongation by RNA polymerase II
Cellular component (GO): Cdc73/Paf1 complex
Molecular function (GO): RNA polymerase II complex binding
Source: RefSeq, a predicted model, not a curated record